CUCCUGUCCUGUUAAAAUCCUAAAACAUGAGCAUUCACACAUAAACCUCUAGAGAAUGCUUCAGCCUUGAGACGAGAGUUAUACACACAAGAGCAGGUGCCAUGGCAAUGAAAGACGAUGCUGCCAAAGCGGGCCUCUCCAAUGGCAUCAGCCAAGCCAAGGACCAGACGCCCUCUUUGGAGGAGAAGAUGGAGGAACGGGGCCAGUGGAGCAACAAGAUAGAGUUUAUUCUGUCAGUCGCCGGCUCCAUCAUCGGCCUGGGCAACAUGUGGCGCUUCCCGUACCUCUGCUACAAAAAUGGAGGAGGUGCGUUCCUCAUCCCCUACAUGAUCUUCCUGUUCACCUGUGGUGUUCCCGUCUUCUUCCUGGAGACAGCCCUGGGCCAGUACACCAGCGAGGGAGGCAUUACCUGCUGGAGAAAAAUCAGUCCCCUGUUUGAAGGUCUUGGCUAUGGCACCCAGGUGAUCGUGACUCUGUUGAACUUCUACUACAUCAUUGUUCUGGCCUGGGGGAUUUUCUACCUGUACUUCUCCUUCUCCUCGGACCUGGCCUGGUCGUCCUGUAACAACACAUGGAACACAGAAAACUGCAUGGAGUUUCAGAGGAGAAACACCUCAAUCAACCAAACGAUGCACCUAAACGCCACCUCUCCUGUCAUCGAGUUCUGGGAGAGAAGAGCACUAAGGAUUUCCCCAGGCCUUGACCACAUGGGCUCUUUGAACUGGGACCUGGCCCUGUGUCUGUUCAUCGCCUGGGUCAUGUGCUACUUCUGCAUCUGGAAGGGGGUGAAAUCCACUGGAAAGGUGGUCUACUUCACUGCGACCUUCCCCUAUCUGAUGCUAAUUGUGCUGUUGGUCAGAGGGCUCACGCUGCCUGGAGCUGGGAUUGGAAUCCAGUUCUACCUUUAUCCAGACCUGGGACGACUGGCAGACCCACAGGUGUGGAUGGAUGCUGGCACCCAGAUCUUCUUCUCCUAUGCCAUUUGUUUAGGGUCGCUGACUGCUCUGGGAAGCUACAACAAAUACAACAAUAACUGUUACAGAGAUUGCCUGGCGUUGUGCUUUCUGAACAGUGGCACCAGUUUUGUGGCAGGCUUUGCAAUCUUCUCCAUCCUGGGUUUCAUGUCAUUUGAACAGAAUGUUCCCAUUUCAGAGGUGGCAGAAUCUGGUCCUGGCCUGGCCUUCAUAGCUUACCCCCGAGCUGUGAGCAUGAUGCCUUUCUCUCCUCUGUGGGCCGCCCUCUUCUUCAUCAUGAUUGUUUUUCUGGGGCUUGACAGCCAGUUUGUGUGUGUCGAGAGCCUUGUGACUGCGAUAGUCGACAUGUACCCUGCUGUGUUCAGACGUAAAAACCGCAGGGAGCUCUUCCUGUUAGGUGUGGUCUUCUUCUCCUUCUUCAUGGGCCUCAUCAUGCUGAUGGAGGGAGGCAUGUAUGUUUUCCAGCUCUUUGAUUACUACGCAGCCAGUGGCAUGUGUCUUCUCUUCAUGUCCAUCUUUGAGACUGUCUGCAUUGCAUGGGUCUAUGGUGCAGAUCGCUUUUAUGAUAACAUUGAGGACAUGAUCGGCUACCGCCCAGGACCUUACAUCAAAUACUGUUGGUUGUUCUUCACCCCAGCCACAUGCAUUGGUACCUUUGCCUUCUCUCUCAUCAAAUAUACCCCUCUAAAGUACAACAAUGAGUAUGUGUACCCGUGGUGGGGCUAUGUCAUUGGCUGGCUGCUCGCUCUUUCCUCCAUGGUCUGUAUUCCGCUUUGGAUGGUGUACAAGAUCAGCACCACCCAAGGGACUUUCAGAGAGCGCAUCCAGUUGCUUAUCACACCAUCUGACACCUUACCCAAAACCAAGAGGGAGCAGGAAAGGUUACUGGCCAUCUUUGCUCCUGAGGGAGACGUUUCCAUGGCUAGAAAUGGCUACUUACCUGUCUUAGAGACAGACUCCAACUUAUGAGGCCCCAGUGGGGAUGGGAAAGACAUGUGGGUUUUCCAUCCUUGACUCGCUGCACCAUUGCCUUCAUCCUAAAGACACUGCAGGGAAAGAUACAAGAUGUCACAUUGUCUACUUAAAUGCAUAACAGAAUAUGGGAGGACUCAGGAGAUAAUAGGACUACAGUAUGUUUGGCAGUGCCUGUAAAUUUCAGGGAUGGCAGCAAUGUGAUAAAAGAAGGAUAAAGAAAAUAAAAAGUCAUCUAUUGGAUUACUUAGAAGCUUUAGAGGGAACAAAGGUAUUUUUUUCAGGGAUACAAGUUAUUUACGCUACUUAAUCUGACAUCUAUUAAUACAUUGUCAUAUGCUGUUCAGCUCUGCAUUUCACAGAUGAUGUAAAUGAAGUGAUUCAGGGUCAGCUGAAAUCUACUAGUCAGCCUUGUUGUUGAAAAUGUUACAAUGUUAUAAUAGAGGUUAAUGGCAUUUAAAAAAAAUCUCAUUCAAGGGUGUUAAUUGUAGAGACUAACAUACAGGUUACACUAAAAGUUUAAUAAUAAAUCUUAUAGUUUGCAUAAUAAGGAUGACGUUUGUGCAAAUGUAACACUAAGACAGCAAAAUCAGUAUGGAACAGGUUAACCAUUUGUUACCGCUACAUGUAUGUUGUGGUAUGUUACUUUUUAAACUAAAGUAUCAUGUGUAUCUGACGUCACUUCAUGGCUACUUUGCCACAUUUGUAUCAUCUAUUGUAUUAUCAUAAACUGAUUGGGGAAAGUUUUCUUUUGUAUUGACAAGAAAUAAAAAUGUUGUAUUUCACAUGACUAGACCUUGUAGUGAAAGGAUAUAAUAUCAGUGAAAGUUAUAAUACUGUACCACUGCAAAAGUCGUAGAACUAACAUGACAUAUACAAUGUACAAACGUAGUUUCAUAUUUUGAACUGUAACAUUAUGCAACUGUACAAAGAAACUUGUAAGUAUGUUUUUAAAUAAACAUG
Molecule: messenger RNA, 2909 nt
Organism: Perca fluviatilis (European perch)
Lineage: Eukaryota; Metazoa; Chordata; Actinopteri; Perciformes; Percidae
Product: sodium- and chloride-dependent GABA transporter 2-like
Exons: 15
Coding region: 102-1943 (613 amino acids)
Biological process (GO): sodium ion transmembrane transport
Cellular component (GO): membrane
Source: RefSeq, a predicted model, not a curated record